AUGUUGAGCCCGAAGAUACAGCGCCACAUCCGCGUCAACGACAUUCAGCUAAUUGCUCUCUCCGAAAGAGCACAGUACGAUCAUUCACAGGCGGGCUACCUCCACAAACGAAGCUCGGACAACACGAAAUGGCAACUACGUUGGUUCGUCCUCUACCAGAACCUGCUGUUCUACUACGAGUCGGAGAACAACACACGACCCACCGGCGUGCUUCUUCUAGAAGGUUCUUAUUGCGAGCGGCUGAGCAAAUCACCUAUGGAGCGAAACGCUUCUUUUUGCUUCACAAUAUCGUAUCGAAGCGAACGUCAGCGCCAGUACGAGCUGCGUGCUGCCUCGGAAGUGGACUGCGUGCACUGGGUCGACGCGAUACGUGAGGCGAGUUUCAACAAGGUGCUCUUGCAGAAGGAGGAAUUGGAGCAGAAGCAGCUGCACUUGCUUCAGGUAGUGGAAAGUGAGCGCACCUCGCGCUGGCAGUAUGCGCAACAGUGCGAUGAAUUGAGCAGCGAAGUGAAGAAACUCAGGACUGAGCUGUGCACGUAUAAGAAGGAGCACGAGCCAUCAAUACGAGCGACGUCCACUACUAGCCUGUCACCAACUGACUCCGAGGACAUCGAUCCGAUUGAACUCCGGAAAAUUAAAAAAGUUCAAAGCUUUUUCCGUGGAUGGCUGUGCCGACGUCGGUGGAAACAGAUCGUGGAUCAGUACAUAAAGAGCCCACAUGCAGAGAGCAUGAGAAAAAGAAAUAGCUUAGUUUUCAAAAUGGUAGAAGCCGAAGAGGAAUACCUGGAGCAAAUGGAAAUAUUAGUGACAUGUUUUCUUCGGCCGUUCAAAAUGGCGGCCAGUUCAAAAAAGCCACCAUGCACUCACGAAGAUGUGAAUUCGAUAUUCCUGAAUAGUGAAACAGUUCUAUUCCUACAUCAGAUCUUCUUCAAAGGUUUAACAUCAAGGAUGGAGUCCUGGCCGACGCUAGUACUAGGAGACCUGUUCGACAUGCUGCUGCCGAUGUUGACCAUCUACCAGGAGUACGUACGCAACCACCACUACUCGCUGCAAGUGCUGACUGAGUGCAAGCAGAGUCAGCCCUUCGCGCACCUACUAGCAAGGCUGGAGAGCAAGCCUGCAUGUCAGGGUCGAUCGUUGGAGACAUUCCUUACGUACCCAAUGCAUCAGAUCCCACGGUACAUCAUCACGCUGCACGAGCUGCUCGCGCACACGCCGUACGACCACGUGGAGCGCCGCAGCCUGCAGCACGCGCGCGCGCAGCUCGAGGAGCUCUCCCGCCAGAUGCACGAUGAGGUUAGCGAGACUGAGAACUUGCGGAAGAAUCUAGCAGUGGAGCGCAUGAUCAUCGAGGGUUGUGACAUACUGCUAGAUGUUAACCAAGUCUUUAUACGUCAAGGAACUCUUUCGCAAGUGGUCGGCAAAGGUCGCCGUGCAACGCUGCAGGCCAGACAGGCGUUCCUGUUCAGCAACCACUUGCUGCUGAGCACGCGCGCGGCGGGCGGCCGCCUGCACCUGCCGCCCAGCGCCCGCCUGCCGCUGCACGACGCGCUGCUGCUCGAGGACCCGUCCAACCACGAUGACGACGAUUCCACUUCUGUAUGUUCAUCGCCUGGCGGGGACCCUUAUCAGGGCAAGGAUUUCAAAAUCCUUGUCGAAGUCAAAGGGGAGCAGAUCUGUGCUCAUUUGGUGGCGUCGACGCUGGAGGAGAAGGCGGCGUGGACGAGCGAGCUGGCGCAGUGCAUGGAGAGCGCGGCGCUGACGGAGCUGCUGCGCGCGUGCGGCGCGUGCGGCGCGGCGUCCGCCAGCCUGCCCGCCUGCCGCUCCGACCGCGCGCUCUUCACCGACGACGUGGACAUCCGCUUCAGCCGCACGCUCAACUCCUGCAAGGUGCCGCAGAUCCGAUCCGCCACGCCGCACCGCCUGCUGCAGCGGCUCACUGAUCUACGGUUUCUGUCGGUCGACUUCCUGAACACGUUCCUGCUGACAUACCGCGUGUUCACGGACGGCGUGACGGUGCUGGAGGCGCUGAAGCAGGUGUUCUACGAGCAGUCGCAGCAGGAGCCCGACCUGCCGCCGCCGCCAGACGCCGCGCGCAAGACCAGCGCCGCCAGCUCCGUGUCCGGGUACGGUUCGGAAUUCAGUGAUCGAGACUGGCAGUCAAGGUUCUGGAAAACUUCAAGAAAGAGUGAAGAGGAGGAUAAACUCUCCCCUUACCUGACAGCACCUUCAAGGCGCCCGUCUACAGUGAGCAAGGUGGAAGAGGACAACAGUCAUCUGACUAUACCGAAGAUCAUGGCGACCUCUUCUAGCAAUGAGACACUCAAAGGGACAUCACCAUCCUCGCCCGGCGCUCUAAGUUCAGUAACGCUAGUGGGCAGCCCGAAGAAAACGAGCCCUGACAACACUUUAGCAAAAAGUGACAACAAAUCACCGCCGACCAAAGAUAACAACACUGCGGCGGCCCUUAUGAAGGACGAGAGCAUCGAGCUGGUUAGUCAGAGUGACGAAGACAUCAAGUACAAGGAAGAGGAACAAGAGAAAAACAAACCUAAACCUAAUGAGAACUUCAAAAUAUCGCAGAGAUUUUCAGAGCGUGCGCGCACGAUAUCGGAGAGCCCGCGGCGGCUGCAGGUGUGCGGCGCGGCGGAGGCGCGGCGGCGCUCCGAGGGCGCGCGCGGGGCGCCGCCGCCCGCCGAGCCGCGCCGCGCCUCCGACUCGGGCGCCGCGCGCGCGCACCCGCGCUGCGCCAGUGAAAGGCGCUGCACCAGCUCAUCCAUCAACAGUGAAAGUCGCCGCUUUUGGGGAGGAUCAGAGUCCCGAUCCUCAGUUGCAUCGCAAGCAUCACAAAUGGCCCAGACUUAUCGUCGAGAAACCAAUCAAUCUAGAGCUGGCGUUGUUAUCACUUCAUUCAGACAGUCACACAGAAGGAGCAGUACAUCGUCAGCGGCAGCAGCAUUCGCUGUGGCUACUUCAGCAUCAUCAAACCCUCGGUCUCCGCCGCCAACGUCACCACCACAUAAGAGACGUGAUUCUGUCAUAUCCACAGCUGCUACCAUGAGAGUUCUCAAUGUAUUAAGACAUUGGAUAUCAAAGCACUCCUCGGAUUUCUGGUCUGACGAGCGACUGCGAGGUCUCACCAUGGAUUUCCUCAAGGAAAUCGAGAGUAGUCCCGGACUACUGCCGGCCGAACAUAAAGCUGCAGCCCAACUACUCCGAUUGCUGGAACGAGCCCCAGAUAGGGCUAUUGAUUUACAAGCCAUAUUUGCUCCUCCACGUGUGCCAACGAAAGAAAGUAUUGAAACUCUCUCAGCCCUGGAGAUCGCGGAGCAAAUGACCUACUUGGACUAUCAGAUCUUCAGCUUCAUCCACAGCCAAGAGUUCCUGGGCCAAGCUUGGACGAAAGGCGACAAGUCGGAGCGCGCCCCACACAUACUGAUGAUGACGGCACACUUCAACCACAUUUCGAACCUCGUUAUUUCGGAAAUACUCAAGAAAUGUACAUUAUUAGGUCGAGUUGCAGCAAUUGAGAAGUGGGCGGCAGUGGCUGAUAUAGCCCGCUGCCUGCAUAACUUCAAUGGCGUCCUUCAGGUCUGCGCGGCGCUAUCUAAUACGUCCAUCUACCGCUUGAAGAAAACUUGGGAAAAAGUUUCAAAAACCAGUAAACAGACCCUUGAAAAAAUGCAGAUUUUAAUUUCGUCGGAGUGCAGAUUCAGAAUUUUACGUGACGCUUUGCACAGAUGUGAUCCACCCUGUAUCCCGUAUUUGGGCAUGUAUCUAUCUGAUUUGUCGUUCAUAGAAGAAGGGACGCCAAAUUAUACUCCCGAUGGUCUUUUAAACUUCUCCAAGAUGAGAAUGAUAGCGCAUGUGAUUCGAGAAAUAAGAAAUUUCCAACAGACGCCUUACAAAAUCGAACAUAUACCUAAGGUGUGCGACUUCCUGCUGGACCGGUCGCUGAUCAUCGCCGAGGAGGAGCAGUACACGCUGUCGCUGGAGCUGGAGCCGCGGCCGGCGCGCGGGUCGGCGGGCGGGCUGGCGGGCGCGCCCCCCGCCCCCGCGUCGCCCGCCGCGCAGCGCCGCCGCCGCGCCUCGCUCGCCGCGCUCGCGCCGCUGCGGGCCGACCGCUAG
Messenger RNA from Parnassius mnemosyne (clouded apollo), 4128 nucleotides. Lineage: Eukaryota; Metazoa; Arthropoda; Insecta; Lepidoptera; Papilionidae. The record is from the annotation of a GenBank genome assembly.